AUGGAAAAGACUGUUCAAUGUUACAUUGAAACCUGUCCCCGCUGUGUGCUGUACAAGACCAAGGCAGAUCGCAGGGUCCCUCUGGCCCCAUUCACGGCUAGAGCCCCGAUGCACAUAGUGGCAAUGGACUUUUUGACCUUGGGCCGUCCCACUGAUCGGUACCAAAACAUUCUUGUUGUGACUGAUUUGUUCACAAAGUAUGCAUGGGCUAUUCCUACCCCUGACCAAACAGCAGUUGCUACAGCCCGCGCUUUGUGGGCUCAUGUUAUACAGCCGUUUGGCAUCCCUGAAGUCAUGCAUUCUGACCAAGGCCCUUGUUUUGAGUCGAGACUGAUAAAAGAACUGUGCAUGGUUUAUGGUUGUCGCAAGUCCCGUACGACACCAUACCACCCACAAGGCAAUGGAGCAUGUGAGCGGUUCAACCAAACAUUGUUAAGCUUGUUGGGGACAUUGGAGACUGAACAACAAAGUAAUUGGGCCGGGCACCUUCCAGGCCUCGUCCAAGCUUACAAUAACACUGUACAUGCCUCAACUAAAUAUGCACCCUCUUUUCUAAUGUUUGGUCGCCACCUUAGAACCCCUGUGGACAUGCUAACUGGAGCAGCGACCUCGACGAAUACCACCAACACAACAGAGUGGGUGAGCAAACAUCAUCAGCAGUUAACCUACGCCUACAACAAAGCAUCAAACUUCUUGCUACAAGCUGCAAACGCGAACAAGAAGAUUUAUGACAAGACUGCCAAGGUUUCCCCCCUGCUUCCAGGAGAGCGGGCUUUGGUUUUAGACCAAAGGAGAAGGGAGAAGGGAAAACUUAGCAACAGGUGGGAAAGUGAACGGGCUUCACCCCUCCCAAAGUUAAGUGCCCCAUGGUUACCCAGGAUCAGUUUUAACAGCCUGCAGCUCUACCGCCAGUGUUUUUAUUUGGGUUUUAGAAACUUAAUUUUUAUUUAUUGUUUUUAUUUUUGCAUGACUUGGUGUGUUCUUUUAAAUAUAUUUGUUGCUUUGUUUUAUUGCAUGUUCACUGGCAGCGCGGAGUGCAGGACUGUAUAGCCUACUUAAUGAAGAGACUGACUGCUGGGACAAGUAGCAAAAAGGGGACUAUGGUGGACCACUGCACGGACAAUCGACACCUCCAGUUUUUAUUCUUUUAAAAUGCUUUUUAACUUUUGAUAUCCAUUGUUUUUUUAAAUAACUGGUUUUAUGUCAUUGUUUUUAAUCUUUGUAUUAAACCAUUUU
Molecule: messenger RNA, 1236 nt
Organism: Oryzias melastigma (Indian medaka)
Lineage: Eukaryota; Metazoa; Chordata; Actinopteri; Beloniformes; Adrianichthyidae
Exons: 1
Coding region: 1-1050 (349 amino acids)
Biological process (GO): DNA integration
Molecular function (GO): nucleic acid binding
Source: RefSeq, a predicted model, not a curated record